GGCGGGGAGCGCCGCCGAAGGGGACUGUUUGCUCCUACGGGCUGUAGAUGGAGCUGUCCGGCCCCGGCGAGGGGGAAGGCGCCUGGAAAACGUUCUUCUUCUCCCUGGCCGGCCCGAGCGGGGAACAGCACUCCCAGGAUGCAGUUUGUGUCAACACGGCCGCAGCCUCAGCAGCUGGGCAUCCAGGGCCUGGGGCUGGACAGCGGGAGCUGGAGCUGGGCCCAGGCUCUGCCCCCGGAGGAGGUCUGCCACCAGGAGCCGGCGCUGCGCGGGGAAAUGGCCGAGGGAAUGCCGCCCAUGCAGGCUCAAGAAUGGGACAUGGACGCCCGGCGACCGAUGCCUUUUCAGUUCCCGCCCUUCCCAGAUAGGGCCCCCGUCUUCCCUGACCGCAUGAUGAGAGAGGCCCAGCUGCCCACUGCAGAGAUCUCGCUCUGGACGGUGGUGGCCGCCAUCCAGGCUGUGGAGAGGAAGGUGGAGGCCCAGGCCAGCCAGCUGCUAAAUCUGGAGGGGCGGACGGGGACGGCCGAGAAGAAGCUGGCCGACUGCGAGAAGACGGCCGUGGAGUUCGGGAACCACAUGGAGAGCAAGUGGGCCAUGCUGGGGACCCUGCUGCAGGAGUAUGGGCUGCUGCAGAGGCGCCUGGAGAACAUGGAGAACCUGCUGAGAAACCGAAACUUCUGGGUGCUGCGCCUGCCGCCGGGCAGCAAGGGGGAGGUCCCCAAGGUUCCGGUGACGUUUGUUGACAUCGCUGUCUACUUCUCUGAGGAUGAGUGGAAGAACCUGGACGAGUGGCAGAAGGAACUUUACAACAACCUGGUCAAGGAGAACUACAAAACCCUGGUGUCCCUGGACGCAGAGGGUGCAGCACCCAAGCCGGAUGCACCGUCCCAGGCCGAGCCCAGGGAAGAGCCUUGCGUGUGGGAACAGCGUGACCCCGAAGAGAGAGAAAUCCUAAUGGAUCCGGACACAGGCGCGGAGCCGCUGGUGCCUGCGCAGGAUCUGUCCUCUCAGGUGAAGCGGGAGGAGGCCCUGUGUGUCCGGGGCCAGCGGGGCCUGGAGGAGAGAGCCAUCCCCACCGAGUCCAUCACCGACUCCCCGGCCUCCGCCCAGGACCUCUUGUCCCGGAUUAAGCAGGAGGAGCACCCCUGCGUCUGGGAUCAGCAGGACUUGACCGAGAGGGAUAUUCCAACGGACCCCAACUCAGAGUCUCUGAUCUCAGCACAUGACAUUUUGUCGUGGAUCAAACAGGAGGAGCAGCCAUACCCGUGGGGCCCACGUGACUCAAUGGAAGGAGAGCUCGGAUUAGAUUCUGGCCCCAGUGACAGCCUGCUGCUGGUGAAGAACCCGCCCCCCGCCCCGCAGCAACCGCCCCCACCGCAGCCGGCCCCGCAGAGCCUGCCGGUGCUCCCAGCGUGCGCCGAGUGCGAGAAGAGCUUCAACUGCCACUCGGGCCUCAUCCGCCACCAGAUGACGCACCGCGGCGAGCGGCCCUACAAGUGCUCCGAGUGCGAGAAGACCUACAGCCGCAAGGAGCACCUGCAGAACCACCAGCGGCUGCACACGGGCGAGCGGCCCUUCCAGUGCGCGCUCUGCGGCAAGAGCUUCAUCCGCAAGCAGAACCUGCUCAAGCACCAGCGCAUCCACACGGGCGAGCGGCCCUACACGUGCGGCGAGUGCGGCAAGAGCUUCCGCUACAAGGAGUCGCUCAAGGACCACCUGCGCGUGCACAGCGGCGGCCCCGGGCUCAGCGCCCCUCGGCCCCUCCAGGCGCCGCCGGAGCACGACUAGGGCUGGGCUGGGGGAG
Messenger RNA from Suricata suricatta (meerkat), 1804 nucleotides. RefSeq names its product zinc finger protein 282 (gene ZNF282). Bases 139 to 1788 code for a protein of 549 amino acids. The transcript has 9 exons. Gene Ontology annotation, biological process: regulation of DNA-templated transcription. The record is from RefSeq and is a predicted model, not a curated record. NCBI's taxonomy places the organism in Eukaryota, Metazoa, Chordata, Mammalia, Carnivora, Herpestidae.